UGGAAGGAAAUAGUGGAUCAAAAAGUGGGGGUGUGCCAUGUCGAGUAUUUGUGAGUUGAUUUUGAGGUUUAUGGCGCUGCUGCUAACACUUGCUGCCGCCAUAAUUAUUGGGGUAAACAAGCAGACCAAGUUCUUCCCUGUUCAGCUCACCCCAGCUUUCCCUCCUGUUGAGGUUGCUGCCCGUGCUAAGUGGCAUUACUUGUCUGCCCUUGUGUAUUCCCUGGUGGCAAACAUAACAGCAAGUUCAUAUGCAGCGAUUUCGACACUGAUUGUGUUGGCAACCAGAAAUGGGGAAGCAGGGUUUGCCCAAGUUAUCACUAUCUUUGAUGCAGCGAUAGUUGGGUUGCUGUUUUCAGCCAAUGGGGCUGCCUUAGCCGUCGGUAUCAUUGGUUACAAAGGGAACUCUCAUCUUCAAUGGAACAAAGUUUGUAAUGUUUUCGACAGUUUCUGUGACAGAGUUGCCAUUUCCAUUGUUCUGUCUUUGGUCGCUUCUUUUGCGUUUAUUGCUUUGGUUGCUUUAGCUGUUCUAUCUUUGCAGAAGAGAUUUGCAACUAGAACUUAGAAAUAAUGUUAUCAUUUGAUGUUUUUAUUAGGUAGAGAAAAUAAAUUCUUUGUGGGAAACAAAAAUUAAGAAAAAGCUUGUAUGAUUUGUUAUUUUAUUAAUUAUUACUAUUUGGAUUUUCUUUUA
Messenger RNA from Gossypium raimondii (Peruvian cotton), 688 nucleotides. RefSeq names its product CASP-like protein 1E1. The record is from RefSeq and is a predicted model, not a curated record. The transcript is spliced from 2 exons. Bases 38 to 562 code for a protein of 174 amino acids. NCBI's taxonomy places the organism in Eukaryota, Viridiplantae, Streptophyta, Magnoliopsida, Malvales, Malvaceae.